GUACUUGGAAUUUACAAAAUUUACAAAAUUUACAAAAUGCAUUCUGCUGCCGUGCUGCAUGUAAUUACCUGGUACCAUCUUGGACCCUACUACAAAUGGUAUCAUAUCAUUACCCCAGCUGGAGCUGAGCCACCAUUAUACUGUUGGAGCUAAAUCCUAGCGGGUACUCAUUCAACUCACCUGGGUCGAGUGCAGCCAGUUUGGAUAAAUUUCUUGCUGAAGGUGGUUUCAAGCACCUGAAGUAGGAUUCAAACCCACAACCAUCUGAUCAACACACUAUGACACUUCCACAUCCCUAAACCCCAGAUUUUGACUGUUGUUAUUUUGAAUAGGCAAACUAGUCAGUUUUGACUAUUGUUGCCUUGUUAAUUUGCUUUCCUUUUUUUCCAAAAACAUAAUAAUUUCUUUGUUGAAUCUAUAUCAGUUAGAAAAGUAAAGGAAAGAGAGGAAAGAGAAGAUCUUACGAAAUCGUGCAAGACCACCACUCCUGCCCUGUUCUGCACGUUAUCCUGACAAGCCCGCUCGAGGUGCAUUUCGAGGGCGUCUGAAAUGCAACUUCAUUUGUAUUAUAUUGACUGGCCUUGAGGGGAACAUCAAAUAUGUCACCCGCAACAGAAUCAUAUUUGCCCGAAUCUUUAGACGAGGGCAAUAUGGUUCUUUUAAGGGCGACAUAUUUGAUGUUUCCCGAAAGAAGAGCAAUAUUAUUAUUAUUACCUACAUGUAAGGCUGUACAAUGUGUAAUUCAAGCUACUAUUUGGAACAAUUUAUAUGCCUGUAUGCUUAUCACUACUUCUGAUUUCAUGUUACUUACGACCUUAGCGAAGUAAUCCUUAAUAAGCAAUUGUGCCGUAAUUGUUACCUUGCAGUCGCGCAUCAUGCAUGACGCGCACAUACACUCCAUGCGUAGAAAUCUUACGCUUGGUUACGUUUGUGUAUGCACUGGCCGCGCCGCGCAUGCGUUGGUUCAUAAACUGGUUCCAGCCAGAUUUCUGAAAUGCUGAAAUUAGCGAUCGAAAUCGGCUCCUACUGCACAAGUGCACUAGCAGAAAUAUGGCCAAUAUUGCCCUCUAUUUUGUACAGGAUUUCUAUGGGCUAAGCCCGGGGAGGGCAACAUGGCAAAUGUUUACCUCGUUGGUCUCGGAUUUAAAGUAGCGAGCGAAAUAUGACUUAUUUAUCUUCUAAAAUGCCUUGUAUAGGUAAUAAUGAUGAAUAUCCACACUCUAUCCAUGUAUUUUUAUUGAAUAAAGUUAAUGAGUAGUUUUCCUGUUUUGUAUUGUCUUUUAUCAUAGAGUCACCAUACAUACCAAGCUACAUGGAUCUUAGCAAUGGCCCAGAGCCAUGUGUCGUAUGUGGAGAUGCUGCUACAGGAUAUCAUUACAGGUGUAUGACCUGUGAAGGAUGUAAGGGAUUCUUUCGAAGGACGAUUCAGAAGAAGUUGAGUUAUUACUGUAAAUGGAAUGAAGAAUGUAUCAUAGACAAAACAACAAGAAAUCAAUGUCAGCAAUGUCGUUAUAAGAAGUGUCUCACUGUUGGCAUGGCACCAGAUUUGGUACUGAACGAGAGUCAGCGUAAGGCAAAGAGGGCGCUGAUACAGGAGAAUCGUGAGAAGCGUAGCAGAGAAGAGAUGCUGAGACAGACCGGUCUAAUCUCUACUAACCAGCUGACAAAUCAUGAAGAGUCGUUGAUUAGAGCUAUUCUGGUAGCUCAUAAACAAACCAGUCAUAUGUACAGGAGGGAAUCAAGUUCCGGGGAUGAGAGUGAACCUGAUAGCAAGAAACUGAAGAUGGAGGAUGAAAAACCCUUAGCUGAGAUCAUGACGCCUUCUAUAGUCAAAGUAGUGGAAUUUGCCAAGAGAAUACCAGGAUUUACAAAUCUUCAUCAUGAUGAUCAAAUUUUACUUCUGAAGACCUGCUGCAUGGAGAUCAUGUGCUUGAGAAUAGCUCAGAAGUUUGACCCGGACAGUCAGAAGUUGGUCCUCUCCAACGGUCUUCGGGUCGGCAAAUCCGACAUGGAUCACGGUGUCCUCAGUGAGCUAAUUGAACCCAUCUUUGACUUUGCUGUCAGUAUGUCCAGAUUACAACUCACAGAAACAGAGAAUGCUCUCUUAGCUGCAGUGUUGCUGAUAGCAGGAGACCGACCAGGUUUGAAGGAGGCUAAGCUUGUUGAGACGUUACAAGACAGUCUGUUAACAGCCUUCCAGCAUUUUAUCAAUGAAUCCAGGCCAAAGACCCCUGUGCACUGGGCCAAGAUACUCAUGAAGAUCACCGACUUGAGGACCAUCAGUGCCAGGCAUGCUGAACGCAUCAUGUGCAUCAAGUUGGACCGACCUAAUGAAAUACCUCAGAUAUUCUUGGAGAUGUUUGAUGAUAACGGUCUGGUCUGAGUCCCCAGCCUACCUCACAUUCAAUGCUUGAAAUAGUUCACCAAACCCAUCACAAGUAUGAAGAAACCUGCCAUCCUUGCAAUGAACAUCUACGGUUAUAUUGUUCCUGCACAUUCUCCAAACUUGUGGUGAUAAUCAACAGAGAUAACCUAGCUUGAAGCAUUCAGCCUCGAUGGAUUGAUUGAGUAAAAAACCAACAUGGCUUUAAUAGAUGGCAUCCAAAUUGAAGAGUCGACUAGUCACAUUCAGUUGUUUAUCCUACAGGGGUUAUUCUUACAGGUUAAAUUGCAGUAUUGAAACAUCACGGUAGUCUUCAAAAGUUGAAGAUGUCUCUUCCUACUAUUGACUGCCCUCCCAUGUUACUGUUGCUCUCCAAUCUAGGUUUACUACCUAUGAUUUAAAUUUUAAACUGGAUUCUGAAAUUCCCAUAGGAAAAGUAGAGUUUCCACCAGUUCCCAUAGAGAGAAAAAAAAUCCUGAUUAUUAAUGUUUUCCCUAUAGGAGGGCAGGUUAAUUAGCUCUGUAACCAUCUUACUCUCAGGAAUGUUAAGUAUUACAAUGUGUUUUAAGUAGAAUACUCAUAUCAAAACGUGAAAUACCUCAUAUCGUUCAUUUCGUUUUUUACAAAAGACAUGUGUGAAAACUAUAUGACAGUUCCUUGUUAUCUUCAUAUCUUUUUUGACACGAAUGACUUACAUGUAUGUCAGCAAUCCAGUCCAUGCCAGAUACACUUAAUGCUCAAUUCACAGACAUUUCCAAAUUCACUGAUGGUAAGAAUAGUCCAUGCAGAAAACGUAUUUAAUAACAUUUUCUUUCCUUUUCAUUGCAAAACGUCAAGUUUAGAAGAUUGAGUUUGAAUCACUCUCUGGCAUGGUUAGGAUUUGCUGAAAGAAGUUUCUCAGGAAAUAUUUUGAUUUGUAUCAGGUUAGUAGAUUGUUUGUUUCCAUAGUAACCAGUACCUCUCAGGGAAUAGCGAAUCGAUUUCUGAUAAUGCUCUGUGUUUAGAAGCAGAAGAGCAUUAAUUCAGGGGCCCGUAACACAAAACUUAGCAAUGAUCGUAGAACAAUUUUCUAAAAUUAAUUCCAUUGACUACAAUGUACAAUCAAUCGUGAAAAUCAAGCAUACGAGCAAUCGCUAACCUUUGUGUUGCGGGACCCAGGUCCUUUUAGUUAAUUGCUUUCAGACUCUUUGCUGGGGGAGUGUGUAUGCUAGGAAGAUCGUAUGUAUAGAAUUAAUAUAACAUUCUCAUGGUUUAUCUAGUUACAGUAAUUUGUUGAUGUACAUUUUCUCAAAAUAUAACCAUGAAUAUAUGUCUACAGUAUGGGUAACAUUUAUUGUCAAUUUGGAACUACUGUGUAAACAAUCUUGCCAUGUAAACCCAAAUGCAUCAUUUUGAGUUUCAAUCGGCAAGUUUUAAUGUUACCAAAGAUUAAGUUGAAGGGUCAACUGACAUUAGCUUCCAGUGUGAUUGUUCCUGUCUUAAUCUGUCAGGAAUUAUAGGUUUGUGUUAGGGUGGUGGUAGGGUUUUUAGGUCAGAAUAAUUUGAGGACAAGGAAUGGGGUAGGCGUAGGCCUAGAAUUAGAGUUUAUAUUUGGUUAAAACGAGAGACAUCUUUAAUGGAUCAAAUGCCAUGGGAUCCAUUGAAGAGUUUACAUCAUAUAGGGAUUUUCUUUUUUGAGUGUGUGUCUUAUUUAUUAAUUGUUCAUUUCUUAUUUUUUAUUCUGUUAUUUAUUUAUUUUUAAUUAAUUUAAGUUACUU
This is a messenger RNA of Lytechinus pictus (painted urchin), 4140 nucleotides long. Its product is annotated as thyroid hormone receptor alpha-like. Gene Ontology annotation, molecular function: nuclear receptor activity; zinc ion binding; RNA polymerase II cis-regulatory region sequence-specific DNA binding. The transcript has 7 exons. NCBI's taxonomy places the organism in Eukaryota, Metazoa, Echinodermata, Echinoidea, Temnopleuroida, Toxopneustidae. The record is from RefSeq and is a predicted model, not a curated record. The coding region runs from base 1313 to 2383 and encodes 356 amino acids. Gene Ontology annotation, biological process: positive regulation of transcription by RNA polymerase II; negative regulation of transcription by RNA polymerase II; cell differentiation.